Amoebophrya sp. A120 is the source of this 10486-nucleotide messenger RNA. NCBI's taxonomy places the organism in Eukaryota, Dinophyceae, Syndiniales, Amoebophryaceae. The record is from the annotation of a GenBank genome assembly.
AGAUUCACUACGAGUACGUCGACCCUGUCUUUCUUUCUCGACCAUCGUGUGCUGUGGUUGAAUCCGGAAAUCAAUGUGAGGCCCCCUGGAGUAGAUGAUUAUGACUGUGUCUGCAAAAAUUUGGUGUGACAACAUGUGCGGACUGUUGCGGGAGGUUGGCUCCUUGAUCCUGCGUUCGCUUUUAUUCCGUGAACCUAGUCGACGACGUCCACCCGCACGGUCGCCGAAGCCCCCAGUUCGCAGCCGUGGAAAUGCAGUUGCAGUGGCAUCGAGAAACGAAGGCGCCCGUGUUGACGAGCAGGGUCGUCGUGAAAAAACCUACGCGUGGUCAACCUGUGGUCUUCGUCCGUCCCAUUGGGCGCUGCAUGCGAAAAAAAUGUUGGCAACUACACACGACAUCGUCAUCGUGAUGACCGAGAGAUUAUUUUUCCGGACAAGCAGGAGGUGCACGUGCAAACUACAUCUCUCCUGGACCGUUGCAGCGUUUUUGAAGCGACUGCUGGCCCGACGACCCGUCGGUUUGGUUGCGGUUUGGUGUCUGUGUAUUAUGAGCGUUCUCCUGGGCCUGGGCUGGACCAACCUGUCACACGCGGGGGCUCUCGCUGCACCAACAUCUUCUUCGGAGUUCCAGUAUCCAAAUUUUCUUUCCUGCGAGCAGCACGAGGAUUGGAAAGAGUUUCUGGACGCGCUAAAGGAGACAAACAUAGUAUCAUUUGGAAUAAAAUCAUUCAAAUCACCACGCUCGUCGUCAUACACAUUCACGUGCGAAAACCUGAUGGAAGAUUUGUGAUUCGGAACGUAUUACAUUUUACGUCGCAUCUUGACAAAUUCAUUGACGUGCAUACGGGGUGGUAGCGUAGUGGUUUUACGUUGCAUACAGCGCGGAUCUGCACGAAACCCUCGUCCUACAAGUACAACGUAUUGAAAUUUUUGAGUUUCAAUGUGACGUAGGUCUGUUUGUGUUUGUACUUAGUCAUGCAAAACUGUUCUAACGGAAAAACAAAUCCGGUCAUCUAAAUCUAUUGAAAAUGCGCAUGCCAAAUUUCAAGAAACUUCCUUAGGCCCAGAAACUGCUGCACAAGCACGAGAAGCACUUCAUGGUCGCCCAGAACACGAUAUCAAGUGCAAACGUAAGUAUCUGGGUCGCGAAAAAAGAGAGGACGCGAGUUGCCAACAGGCUGACUCUUGCAUGACAGCGAGGCUUUUUGUAUGGUAGGAACGCAUGACAAAAAUUUUUCAGAUUAGUAUGUCUUCUAAGAAGACAUACUUACCUGAAAUUUUUUGUCUGUCGAACCGAAACUCACGUGCAAAAGUGCCUCUCAGCACGACAAAAAAACUCGCCAAUUAUCCUCUUGCUGUAAACGCAGAUCAUCCUAAUCUCAUGCAACUCUCGCACAUCACAAAUCCAGACCGAGAUCGAUAUUUGCGAUGCAUACAGGAAGCGCAUGUUCAUCGAGUGUGCGUGGGAAACCCGCGACCUAGAGAAAUCUGUGGAGGAUGUUCGCGGCGAGCAGGCUUGGCUCGAAGCGCUGCAGGACUUGCGGGCAGAGGAUGACAAUUUGGCGGAUUAUGACGAAGUCGACGGGGAGGAGCACGUCGAGCAUGCAGCGGAGACUUCUACAAGUCGCAGCAACGACCAAGCUCAAGCUAACGAGACGGGAAAUACACAGAUAUCUAUCGGUCCUAACGGCGACCACGCGGGGGCAAGAACGACUAGGACAUCUUCAGAUGAUGUUGCAGCCGCGUCGUCCUCAAUGAAACGAGACCAUUCAGGUACUACAAAUAGAAGCCCAGUACUAGUGGAACAAACAACGCAGCGGGGCGAGCACCGGCGGACCCGGACCUACGCGCUCUUGGACUCGAUUGCUUUCCCGCAAGAAACUAGAGGAGAUGGCUCUGGGCCGGAGGAUCGUGGUGACAGGAACCAGCACAGCGCUUCUCGUCAAGAAAGUGAGGAUCCGCUGAUUUAUGGCCCGCUCAGAUGGAGCAAGAAGCUCGACUGUAACAAGAAAAUUGCAAAUCUGUUUGUUAGCCCGUAUUUGUCUUGCAUAACGGGCAAAAGCAGAGGCUACCUGCUCCAGUCUUGCAUGACGAAGUCAAAGUCUGUUGCAGCUGUUGAGCAGGCCAUACUCCUCCUGUUCAGGAAGAGCAGGAGGUAGCAAAAAAGCUUCUCCACUACCAGAAAACCGACUACCCGCUCCUGACCGGACGGGAGGUGCUGCGGUGGCUGAAGCAGCGCCCCUUCCACGACGGCCAGCAGAUCACUCAGUGGAAGCGCAUCGCAUACAACAUGCUGUAUACCGAGAGACUAAACGCCGAAAAAGCAACGGAUCGACCCAGAUUGCUAGAAGUACAAACAGAAAGAGGAGCUGUGCGACGACCUGGAGAAGUGAAGGAGGAUGCAAAGAACUCUCAGCCAAAUCCAAAUGAACAAGAUCAACAUGGCGCUAUGAAGAAUACUUUCGCGGACAGCACCUCCUCGAGCUAUCGUCUGUCGCACAAGAAAAUCCUCCACCACUACAAAAACCGGCUGAGCGAGCGCGUCCUCGAUCCGAAUAACGAGAAUCCGCCGAUUUGCUUUUGGGGCUACUACAUCGCCGCAACGGUAUAUCCCACGAAGAAACUGUUUCACUGUGGUGAUUUUGCAAAAUCUGCAUCACAAGUUUGUUACGCAUGACGCUGAAAAUCUGUCUCUGUCAUGCGCGCUUCCCAAGGGAAAACACGGCACAAAAUCCAAUGCCUUUCGGGUGUAGCACGACAGCGAGUUCUGUGCUCCAUUUUCUGCAUCACAACUUCGCAGUGAUGAAACAGGUUUUUUCUUCCCAUACGAUACGGACGAGAAUGCUGGAAGCCGACCCGGACUCACCUUUAAACAGAGAACGAGACACACUCGUACCGUAGAGAAAAAUUUGCUCCUUCACUGUGAAGAAAUUGUCAUGUGGGGAUGCAGUUGCACUAAACGAAUUUUAUACGUGCUGUCUCGCAGCUUGGCAAAUCGAACCUAAGACAGCGAAUCCUAUGCUAGGCAUGAUCAUUCUUUUUUUUUUUCGUUCGGAACCACGCAUGGCUGGUUUCGUGUAAGAUGCAAAAAACACUUAAUAUCAUGUUCGACCAGUCCUCGAAUGAAAUGAAAAUCGCGGCAAUGAAACGCUAAUUUUCACUUCGUGCGAUACCUGGUGACCAUGGUGCAGCGCAUGCUGAUGGACAAAUCCAAUAUUGGCAAUAUGGCGGACCUAUCCGGUUGGCCGCUCGACCACGCGCAGCUGAUUCGUUCGGUGUGGCCGGAACACAACUGGCGCAUCAUCCAGGGGCACAUCCCGAUAGAUAUCGCACGAAAAAAGUGUUUUACUGUAAGGAUUUUGCAAGUUUUGCAUUACAAGUUCGCUACACAUGACCAAGACAACUUCCCAUGCGUGCUUCCUAAGGGAAAACACGUUGAAAAACCAAGUGUCUUGCAUGUGUAGCAAGACAAAUAGUGGUGUGCUCCAUUCUAUGCAUCACAAGUUCACAGUGAAACAGUUUUUUCGUGCGAUAAUAGACACGAAAGAUACAAUGCGCCCCGUGUCCGUCUGGCCGAGCCACUUGUUUCAAGUGCCGCAUGAUUACUACAGCUUUCGAAAAGUAUCGGCGUCAACAUCUUCACCCUCUGCAGCCGCUCACGACGACCAGCAAACACAGCAGCAUCACUUGGGAGCCACGCAGAUGCUCCAGCAGAACCAGUUGCUGCAUGGCGCAGGAGGCCAGGGUGGAGCUCCUGCAGGUGUGUAUGCAAUGCAAAAGCGAACUAUCGCACCGGAGAUGACUAACUGCGAACAUUUUGCACGGUAAAUGAUGAUGGUGUACUUCCACUUUCUCAACCUUAAGUACCUCAAUGUGCAUGACUAAUUCAGAUCUACUCAGCUUUCCUUCUUCAUCCGGUGGAAAUGAAAUUCGUCUUGCAAGAAUUCGUAUACAAAUAUUGUGCGAUGGUAAGUAUUGCUUGUUGCAGUGCAUAAGGUAAACGAAUUGACUAUGUACGUAGUCGGGUAUCACGCGACGCUGGCGUUGGAACUGGUGAAAAUCUGGGAAUUGCUCCCGGAGAUAGUGUAUCAAGUGCAAAAGCAUCGUAGUUCUCGUACGCAAGUAAAAGGAUACGAUGACUCUCCUCAGCAUGACGAAAAAUGGACCUUGUGAUGCUAAAGUAGGAAAGAAACUCGAUCUGUUUAUGCAUCAUUGCAAUUUAAUUGAUUGUUGUACGAAAUAAUGAAAGGAUAGACUACGAUACUAUUGCAAAAUGCAUACCGUGCCCAAUUUGAAAGUGAAGAUCACAACGCACGUGAUCGACGACAAGCUGGACCACACACUGAAUGCCGAGGAGGAACGCGACCGUGUGGCGAACUUGGUUACGCACGGACAAAAUUUCGAACUCAUCGAUAAGUUGGUGAACGGCAGCUUGUAUGCAUUGCAAAUAUGUCUGGGUCUGGAACAAGGUUGGAAGUAACUUGUGAUGCUGUCUUUGGAUUCUAAAAAAAUCUGUAUUGCAUGACCAGCAAGAGGGAUAUAGUUUCUUUGUGCUACGUGGAGAGGCCGUUUCUCAUGCGGAAUAGGCAUCAGCAAGCACUCUAAAAAUCUGUGAUGCUAGGUCACGCAUUGCAGGCAUCACGGGUCAUGCAAAAUGUGCAUGACAAACGACGCACUCUUCCAGACCCAGGCAUAUUUGCAGGUGAUAGCUUGAGCGAAAACGCCCGGGGCCAAUUCGGCACGUCCUCGCAAUCAGGUCCCGCGAAGGAUGAUGAAAAUAAAGAUGAUAACGCGGACGACCAAAUAAACAAGAACGCGGACGGUGGGGAAGAAAACACAAACACAAACAGAAACACUCCACAAGACAAUCCGCACAGUACUAGCGAGAUGAAAGACGACGAGGGCACCACGUCGAAAGCGACCAGCACAGACGAACCUUCGAAAGGCGGGUUUCGACUCUGCGAGUAUUUCAACGUCUGCGCGACGGACGCCCGAUUGCUGUACUUGAACAAAAAGUUUCUCCGGCGGGCGUUUCUGCCCAAGACGAAACUGGCCAACCCCCAGUUUCCGGACUUUCAGGUAUCAAAUGCAAAAAUGUCUGGGUCUGGAAGAUUGCAACUUGUCAUGCUGUUUUUGGACUCUAAAAAAAAUUGUAUUGCAUGACCAGCAAAGGGGGCGCAGUUUGUGCUACACGGGCAGGGCAUUUCUCAUGCGGAAGGUGCAUCAGGAAGCCCUCUAAAAGUCUACGAUGCUAGGGCAUGCAUUACAGGCAUCAUGGGUGAUGAGAAAUAUGCAUGACAAGUCUUGCAUUCUUCCAGACCCAGACAUUUUUGCAUUUGAUAUCAGGAGUGGCUCAACGAGUGGAUUCAGCUGUUCGCCGAGUAUUUGUAUUACAGUGAAAAAUGCCCCCACCCCCAAAGUUGCAAGAAUUUGUGAUGCGAACUUUCCAAAUGAAAUCUUUUUGUCAUGCAUGAAAGGAGUAUGAAUGCAUCUUUCUGAUGCAGACUCCAGGCGUAUAUGUAUAUCGCAUCGCUUGCAUGACAAGCGCUGCACUUGCUGGGAUCUUUUGCAAUACAAAUUAUUGCUAUUCACGAUUGGAAAUCUGUGAUGCUGAUAGAUGCAAGAGGGCGAAUGUUUCAUUUGGAAAGGUUUGCAAUAAAAAUGCUCCCAACUUCGGGUGUGGGGGCAUUUUUAAUUGUAAUACCGAGGUGAACGUAGACGAGCAGGGCGGAGGUGGAUCCAGUGGCAUCAACGAAGACGCUGUUGACGCACAACGCAGAAUUUUGCAGGAUAGGCUCCAACGGCUAGCACUACCAGCGGGGAAGGAAAAAGAACCAAGAGACUAUGACGAUCAGGGAUCACCCUCUAGUACUGCUGUCCUUGACAUAUGGAUUGCAAAAAUGUCUGGGUCUGGAAGAUUGCCAGAUUUUUCAUGCAGGUUUUCCAUGACCCAUGAGGUCUGGUAUGUAGGACAUAGCAUGACAGCUUCUGCGGGACCUGUCUAAUGCCUAUCCUGCAUGAGAAACGGCCUCUCGAUUAGGUCAAAAGUGCACUAUUUUUGGCAAUCAUGCAACACAGUUCUUUACCUGAUUCAGAUUUAGCAUGACAAGUUGCAAUUAUCCAGACCCAGACACUUUUGCAAUCCAUACGACACAAACAUCGACAAUGCGGAAAUCCUCGUGUGCACGGAGCCCGCGGUGCUCUGCUAUGAACUGCAAAAGUAUCGUACUCGUAGUAAUUGCUGUUAUGCAUGACAAAUCUCUUUCCUGAGGCAAAACAGCAUUACAAAUUUCAUUUGUAAUGCUGGGCUAAUUUGUAAUGCAAUUCAUACUAGUACGAUGCUUUUACAUGGCAUAUCUGCCUGCCCCUGGCAAUGGGGCAGCCGAAAAAGAUUGUCAUAGGAUACUUCGGAAACCCGUUAGCGGCCUACGUGCCCGAGCGGUAUUUGGACACCUGGUUCCGGUACUUCGUAUGAACUGCAAAAGUAUCGUAUUCGUAUAAAUGCAUUACAAAUUUCCUCAGCGUGAGCAAUGAAAUUUGUAAAUGCGAAUUUACCUGAAGAAAAAGAAUUGGGAUGCAUGACUGCAAGAAUACGAGUAGAGAUACUUUUGCACAGGAUACCGCGGGAGUCUGGACAACUUCUUCCCGGUGGCGAGUACCCGGUUUAUCGAAUGCAAAUGUGUCUGGGUCUGGAAGAAGAUUGCGAGGUCUGUCAUGCUUGUUUGGCAUGACCAAAAAGUUUGUGAUUCGUGUCCAAGAAAAGACCCAUUUCUCUGCCUGUCAUGCAAAAACGCAGUUUGUCAUGCGAAAAGCGCAACACAAAGAAGCCCAGAUAUUUCUCAUGCUUGGCUGUGCAUUACAGAGCAUUCACUAUUCCCAACGCAGCAUUACAAGUUUCCAGACCCAGACACGUUUGCACUGAAUACGGUUCCUAGCGAAACAAAUGGAGUACCAAACCGGGCGGUUCGUGAAUUCGCAGCGGCCCCUAACGCUGUACGUGCAAACAGUGUAUUCCCCCGUCACGCUAGCGUAUGCAAAGAGGAAAAAAAAUGUGAUUGCACAUCACUGUGUUGCAGGCCAAGCAAGACACACAAGUUCUGUCAUGUCGAAUUCUAUAUGCUCAGGAGCAUAGUAAAGUUUCAUAUGUGAACGCGUUUAUUUCCCUUUAAUAUAAUCCCUGUACCGUUAGCUGCGAGUUGUUUGUGUUGCUGAAUGACUUAUGACCACAAGUGUGCAAGAACUGUGCUGCUUUUUCCUUGGGAUAGGGCCCGGGCAGGAAACUGGAACUUUGUGGACUUUCACGAAAACUUUCCCAGCGGCCGGGAUCGCGAGCGCGAACUGUACGCGAGACUAAAGGAAGGAAAUCUACAAGAGAAUGGAAAUCAUUCCACGCACGGCCGUAGCACUAGCGGCGCCGAAAUAACAAGUACAUCAGUGGACGACACCACAACAGUCACCUCACAGCACGAUCUCGACGUGCCCUUUAGCAAGGACGAGUAUUUGCACAAACCCGGCUUGCUCACACGAAGACUAAACCGGCAGAUUCUGGUGCUGCGCCAAUAUCCUAUGUAAAAACGUCCCCGCCUCAUGGUCAAGAUGGGGAAUCGGCUAAACAAAUCUACAAGAUUUGGCUGUUUUGCAUGACAAAUUUGGAUUCGUAGUGUUUUGCUGUUUGAGCUAGCUCAGCAGCAUCACAGAUCUAGUAUAUCAUGCUGUUUGAAGCAUUACAAAUUCCAAAACACGGCUAGAAAAUGCCUCUCAUGGGGGUCCGCAUGAGAAACAUUUUCAGCAUGCAGCUUUGCAUUACAGCUAUGGGGAAGGGACGUUUUUCAAAACGAUAGCCAACCCUCGGUGUUUUGGGACGACACCUGCAUCCUCAACCUGUUUGUAUCAACUGCAAAUAUCUCUGGGUCUGGAAGAAUGUGAGAUCUGUCAUGCAGUUUUUGCCUGACCCAGAUCGUCUGGCAUGCAAGCUCUAGCAUCACAGAUUUUGCGCAGGUACCCCAAUGCCUAACCCGCAUCACAAAUCCGCUCUUUCGGUAACAAGAAUUGGUGCCUUUUCCCAGCCAUGCAUGACAGAUUUUGUCAUGAUGUAGACUUCGCAUCACAAAUUCGAACUCUUCCAGACCCAGACAUAUUUGCAAUGCAUAGUUUGCAAAGCUGAACAACUUCCCGCUGCGGUUCCACUACACCGACGACCUGGUCGACAAGAGUUACAGCAUAUGGGAUUUCUCAAUUGUUACAUUCUCAACUGUUACAUGAAUUUGUCAUGCAAAAGCACCAUCAUCAUCCUCACGAUCAAGCUGCUCCGCAUGACAAAUUUGCGAAGGCCUAAACCGCACUUAAAUCUGUGCGGAAUUUGUAAUGCUACAGGUGCAACCUUCCCCCUUGCACUUUUCAUCCAGUUCUUGCAUCACAAGUUCAUGUAACAGUUGAGAAUGUAACAGUUGAGAUCGCCAUACAGCAGUUUCGCGAAGUUUGACGCGCUCGUUCUCUUUCCCUACGACAUGUCGCAGAUAUCAAAUGCAAAAAUGUCUGGGUCUGGAAUGUUGCCGGGUUUGUCAUGCAUAUUUUGCAUGACCCAGGAUGUCUGUAAUGCAUGACCUAGCAUCACAGAUUUUCAGAGGGUUUCCUGAUACCUAUUCCGCAUGACAAAUGCCCUCCCCGCGGAGCACAAACUGGACUCCUCGUCUUGCUGAUCAUGUAAUAAAGAUUUUUUUAGAGUCCAAAGUUAGCAACACAAGCUCCAACCUUCCAGACCCAGACACUUUUGCAUUUGAUAACAGAUGCGCUUCUACGAAUUCUACGCCAUGGGCAUGCCUAUUUUCCUGCCAAGAAAACUGGUCCUCGCAGCCUACAUUUAGUACCCUCAGCAAAAGUUAGUAUCCGAUACUUGUAGUAAUUGCAAGUAUGAAGAAUGCAGAGGGCUUUCUAAAGGUCAGGGUAAAUCUAAAUCCGCAAUACAUACGAAAUGCUAUUUCUCAUUCUGACGCUAACAAGCCACUUUGCAAGGCAUUUUUUAACUACUGUGUGCGAUACGAUACUUUUGCAAUGGAUAUCCACCGAGGCAUGACCAGCAUCGAGGAUUUCGACUAUACCGUAUCGUGAGGGAAAACGUCCCCACCCGGUGCCCAUGUUUGUCCUGCAAAUCUGCAUGCCUAAAAUGUUUAUCUUCAUGUUGUUCAUCAUGCGCAGCUGUACGAGAUGAAGCAUCAAUUUUUGAAAGUGUUUUUGAAGUUUUUUUUUCUCGAGUCACGCUAGAGAAGUUCGGAUCCGUUAGUUUGUGUUGCUGCGGGUGAACCAAAUACACACGACAAUCUUGACGAUUGAGGUCGGGGGGGCGUUUUAACACAGCACACACGGUGGUGGAGAAGCACCUCUCGGAACAGGAAGCCGACAAGGAAAACGAGAACAAAAACAGGAUACCCAACCCCUUCGAGCGGUGGAAUUUCGACGUGGCCAGCUGGUGGUCGCUCUACACGCACUAUCCAUUGCAAGCAUGUCAGUCAGGGUCCUCCGGAGGACUGGAAUGCGCAUGUGGAGAAGUCUAGCACUACAGAUUUUGUCAGAGCUUUCCAAAAAUGCGCACCUUCACGCGUGACGCGAAAUAUAUUAAUAUUUAUACCAAAGCAUUCAGAGGCCGGCACCAUCUCGUCCUUCUAAGUACCCGCGCACAACAAAUUUUUGUGCCGUGCGGUCCUCUGCGGGCGGAGGACGCAUCACAAGUUGCAACCUUCCAGUCACCCAGGGUGGACGAUAUGAAUGUGAUUUGCAAUGCAUACACACUAUGUCUCCUUGCCGCAUUUGUUGUACUUCAAAUCUGCACCGGACCUCUUUCACCAGCUGGCGUACAAGCCGGCGGACGAAUUUCUGAAACUUGUAUCCAUCGUGGGAAUCCAGAAUGAAAGAAUUGAUCCGAUCUUCGAUCGAAGACAGAAAAGAUGUUUGUUUCUCGUAAAGAUAACUAAGGAUGCAACGAAGUGUAUGCAUUGUAGUUCUGCUGGUUUGAAAUUCGAUGGGACCCGACGGGGAGGUGUCGUUCUUUCGAAAAAAAAAAACGUCAUUUCUCCCGGGGAAGAAACAAACACAAGCCGCUGACCACCACCAGCAUUGUGCCAGAUGAAAGCGUUGGUUAGAGUCAGACAUGAAGAUGCCCAUCUACGAGGAUCACAACAUCGAUGGAUCGGAUCCUACAAGGAUUUUCGAAAUUCCAUAGCCGAGCCACGGGAUGCACAAGAGAAACGCCCUGGAUUUAACGCUGAGUUUGCAAUUCUGGCGAGAAGCUUUGAAUCUGUGACUGUGAUUAAGUCUGCGAGCCCGCAGUCACCUGUGAAUGUGAGAAUGUGACUAUCCGAAGCAACACGAUCUGCGAUGUGGAAAGAAACACACGAAGAAUAAUACACCGGGUCAUACAGUGUUGAUUUUGUGUUUCACGAAGGAAGGCCAUGAAAAGAUUAAGUCGAGACAAGAAAGAAUCUGAAUCAAA